CUAAAUUCCUUUUUCCCCAGUUCCUGCCGUCUCUCGAAUCAAAGCUAGCCCUUCCCUUUCCCGCGCCUGAAGAGCACCCACCAUGGGAGAGCGUAAGGUUAUCAACAAGUACUACCCGCCGGACUUCAACCCGUCGAAGCUUCCCCGAGUCCGGCGACCCAAGAACCAGCAGAUCAAGGUCCGUAUGAUGCUUCCGAUGAGCAUCCGAUGCAAAACCUGCGGCAACUACAUCUACAAAGGCACCAAGUUCAACUCGCGGAAAGAAGACGUCGUCGGCGAGACGUAUUUGGGAAUUCAAAUAUUUAGGUUUUACUUCAAGUGCACCAAGUGCUCAGCGGAGCUUGCGAUGAAGACGGACCCGCAGAACUCAGACUAUGUGAUGGAGGCCGGGGCGACUCGAAAUUUCGAGCCUUGGCGAAAUGCGGAUGAGGAAGCCGAUAAGGAGAAGCAGAAUAGGGAGUCCGAAGAGAUGGGAGAUGCUAUGAAGUCUUUGGAGAACAGAACCUUGGAUUCCAAGAGAGAGAUGGAUAUUCGUGCUGCUUUGGAUGAGAUGAAGUCCAUGAAGUCCAGGCAUGCAACUGUGAGUGUGGAUGAGAUGUUGACGGCUUUGCAACGUACGGUUGCGCACAAGGAGGAGGAAAGGAUGGAAGAGGAGGAUGAAGCAAUCAUAAAAUCAAUCGUGUUCCGUAACUCAAAAGAUUAUGUGCGAAGGAUUCAUGAUGAUGAUUUAGAUGAUGAUGAAGAUUUACUAAAAGCGGCAAAGAGACAAAAGCUUAAUCGAGAUAAUAGCAAACCAACAGAUGCAUUGACGAAAAUCAGUAUUUUUGAUAGCUGGAGCAGCAGAGGAAAACAGAAUGGUUCACAAGAUUCUAAUAUCAUUUUCAAGUCUCCAAUGGUUAGGCUGUCUGUAGUUAAGAAACCAGUGGUGGCUAAAGUUAACAAUUUGGUGAAGGCAGAAGACGAGAAACAAGCUGGUGAGGAGUUUAAAAGUUCGACUAAACCAGAUGAGAGAGAACACGACGACGAGAAUAAUAUCAACAGUGGAAGCAACGUAUUACAAUCAUUAUGCCAAAACUACGACAGUGAUGAUAGUGAUGAGUAG
Molecule: messenger RNA, 1102 nt
Organism: Fragaria vesca subsp. vesca
Lineage: Eukaryota; Viridiplantae; Streptophyta; Magnoliopsida; Rosales; Rosaceae
Product: coiled-coil domain-containing protein 94 homolog
Exons: 1
Coding region: 83-1102 (339 amino acids)
Biological process (GO): mRNA splicing, via spliceosome
Cellular component (GO): U2-type catalytic step 1 spliceosome
Source: RefSeq, a predicted model, not a curated record